Messenger RNA from Porites lobata, 1577 nucleotides. NCBI's taxonomy places the organism in Eukaryota, Metazoa, Cnidaria, Anthozoa, Scleractinia, Poritidae. The record is from the annotation of a GenBank genome assembly.
AUGCACAUUUCAGAUUCUACUUCGCAUCCUAACCUUCCCGAAAACUGGGGCAUUUUUUUGCUUUAUGAGGGUUGCUUCCAGUUGAAUGAAACUCCUGCGAAAGAACGGACAGAUGCCGAGAACAACAACCACGUCUGCAAUGAUUACUGUGACAGGGAAGGAAAAACAUUUUCCGCGACCAUUGGUGAACGAUGCUUAUGCUUUGACAGCCGCCCGGCAAACAGUUUGUCAAAAGGUGAAUGCGACACUUCGUGUCCAAAAACUCCCCCUACAGAUGCUAAGGAAGGUUCAUCGGGUUGUAAAGAUCUUGGAUGUUGUGGUUCCACGGAAAACAGCGCUGUAACAGUCGUUCAGACGAUAAAAAUCAGCCGAGAACAAUUAGGUCUCAAGAAACAUGGUAAGAACCCAUAGACUUCUGUUUUAACUCUGUGAAUUUGAAAUGCGAACCGCAGUUUUAACUGAAGAUGGGUGACAUAAAAACGCUGAAAGCAUGUUACUCAAAAUAAUGGGUUUAUUGAUAACUAUACACCAUCAAUCUAACAAAAAACGUUUCUCUUUCCAAGCCAGAGGAUUUUUUUAACUUCAGCGCGUUCACUUUAGCUGCGCUAAACGAAAAAACGUUCAAAGAGUUCCUUUAUACUAAUGUUAUGUACAAGAAGUGGUCAAGAUCCAAACGUAAAGAUUAAGUAUGCGCUAUAUAUUGAGCGCCACAAAACGUUUUUAUUGUAUUUCUAUUCUACAUUCUGUGAGAGUGAAACUGUUUUCUACAAUAAAGUGGAAAACAUGUAUGAAUAUACAUCUGAUUUCAGUUAGGACUGAAGAAUUUAUCCAUUGGCACGUGUUCUUCACCAUGCACCAUGCAGUUUUCAUUAUAUUUUAGUAAUGUUAUUUUUUUCUUAACCUACCCGUGAGAUCAUGCACCUCGCAGCAGGCACAUGCCCGCCAAGAACAAAGACGGCUUUGGGAGUUUUAUAGACCCUAAAGGAUGCUUCAGACGGAGUGAAAAUCCAGCGAAAGAAAAGCCGCGCAACUCGCAGAAUGUUAACGUCAUUUGCGUUAACUUCUGCGCCGAGGAAAAUAUAACUUAUGCGGCUACCAUUUCUGAUCGAUGCCUUUGCUUGAACAGCCUACCGUCUGAAAAGCUUGAGGACAACCAAUGUAGUACUCCCUGUCCAGGUAAGAAAAGUGAUUAGUGUGUCACUAAUUUCCUGGCAGUUCAAACCAAGAAAGACACACUAACUAUAACGCCGGUCAUGAAAGGUCUUACUGAUAAAAACUAUAUAUAGCUCAGGGUCAAUUGACUCCAACAAUUCAGUGGGUCCAGCAUACAGUGGGGUUUGUGUAAUCUAUUUACUUUCACUUGGAAGGCUAAAAAUUCUUCCUGUGAUUAUAUGUUAUUCAAUGACGUUUUCAUUUGCUCAGGGUAUGGAUCCAACGAAGAUGGUCCAUGCGAAGGGUGGGGUUGCUGUGGUUCUUUGGACGAGGAUGCUAUAUCAGUGUAUGAGAUUGUCCCAGCAGCCUGGGAUCAAGAAACAAACGGAAACGAAGAUGUGACUAAAAAGUACGAGACAAAAUAA